Loa loa (African eye worm) is the source of this 231-nucleotide messenger RNA. RefSeq lists its product as hypothetical. The coding region runs from base 1 to 231 and encodes 76 amino acids. The record is from RefSeq and is a predicted model, not a curated record. The transcript has a single exon. NCBI's taxonomy places the organism in Eukaryota, Metazoa, Nematoda, Chromadorea, Rhabditida, Onchocercidae.
AUGUGGCAGUUUCAUCCGUAUCAUCACUUGUCUUUUUCUUUGUCAAUAAUAUCACCAUCAUUGUCGUCAUCAUCGUCAUCAUCAUCAAACAUCGUCAUUAUCAUCAAACAUCAUCAUCAUCAUCAUCAAUUAUCAUCAUCAUCAUCAUCAUCAUCAAUUAUCAUCAUCAUCAUUAUCAUCAACCAUCAUCAUCAUCAUCAUCAGUCAUCAUCAUCGUUAUCAAAAUCAUGA